UCGGCUCAAAAGGCAUGUGCGGCCUUAGGGGGUGAGUGCGAGGGUGUGAACAAAACGCCGUGUUGUGCGACGGGUGGCCACGGAUUGAUGUGUAGGGCAACUAAAGAGAUACGCGACCGUAGCGGCCAUUUCCUGGCCUACGGGGGUGUCUGCGAGAGAGCGUGUCAGGGACUCUGGCAAACGUGCUUUUCUACCGAUGCCUGUUGUACUGAAUUGGGUCUCAAGUGUCAAAUCGGUAGUAACGGCGGCACUAAUUGGGGACAAUCGUCGGGUCAAAACACGUGCGCGGCCUUAGGGGCCACGUGUGGCGGUGUGGCCAAAAAGCCGUGUUGUGUGACCGGUGGUCACGGACUGGUCUGUAAUGCUAACAAUAUUAUAUACAACAGUAGCGGACAAUUUGUGGCGUAUAGUGGUGUGUGUCAACGGGCGUGUCAGCCCCUGUGGGGCACUUGUUUCCCGUCCGGAGCCGGUUAUCCGAGCGCUAGCGAGUGUUGCACUGAAUUGGGUCUUAAAUGUCAGCUCAAUAGUAACGCCGGCACUAACUUUGGACAGUGUGUGCCCUCUAAUUAA
Molecule: messenger RNA, 570 nt
Organism: Medioppia subpectinata
Lineage: Eukaryota; Metazoa; Arthropoda; Arachnida; Sarcoptiformes; Oppiidae
Source: the annotation of a GenBank genome assembly